Calypte anna (Anna's hummingbird) is the source of this 2695-nucleotide messenger RNA. RefSeq names its product microtubule associated protein tau (gene MAPT). Gene Ontology annotation, molecular function: microtubule binding. Lineage: Eukaryota; Metazoa; Chordata; Aves; Apodiformes; Trochilidae. Gene Ontology annotation, cellular component: neuron projection. Gene Ontology annotation, biological process: microtubule cytoskeleton organization; neuron projection development. The coding region runs from base 162 to 2477 and encodes 771 amino acids. The record is from RefSeq and is a predicted model, not a curated record. The transcript has 17 exons.
GCUCGGCGAAGGUUCCGGAGCUGUCGCGCGCCCCCCGCCCCUCCCCGCCCCCGCUCCGCCCGCUCCGCCGCUGUCAGUCGCCGCCGGGCUCCGGUGCGGACACCGCUGUGAGCGGCAGGUAACUUUGCUGAGAGACAGCAGAGCAGCCUCAGGACCUCACCAUGAUGGAGGAUCAUGCAGCCAACCAGGAGAAGCACAUCCCAUCAGGCUAUCCCCUUCAGAUUCCAACUGAUGAUGGAUCGGAUGAGCCUGUUUCUGAAACAUCUGAUGCUAAGAGCACCCCAACUACAGAAGAUGCCACAGCACCUUUAGUGGAGGAAGGAGACCACGAGGAUCAGGGUGGUGUGGAACAACACGGGGAGAUCCCAGAAGGAACCACAGCUGAAGAGGCAGGCAUAGGAGCCACCCCCAACCUGGAGGACCACGCUGCAGGAGGUGCUGCUCAAGGGGAGCCAAGCUCUCCAAAACCUGUGGGAGAUCCAAUAAAAGGAACAAUCCAGCCCACAAAGCAGGUAGCUGGGGUUCUUCUCUCACCUGAAAUGAAGGUUGCACCAGCAGCUCCCACCAGAAUCCAGGUCACCAUCCCAAUCCCCUUGGAUAUGUACCAAGACUCCAGAGCAUCUGAAGAGAGCCAUGAGCUGUGGGAUCAUGGAGGCAGAGAAGGCUUUGGUGUGGAUCCAGAGCUGGGGCAUGGUGUGCACCCACAGGGAGGAGCAGGAGGCACAGAAGAUUCCUGGAAUCAGGAUGAACCAUCCCCUUUAUCCACCAGAGCUCCUUUAACAGCAGCUGCCAGUGGACAGGAAAGAGAUGAGGACCAUGGAACUGCUGUGGGACAGAAUGUUUCCCCAGGAGGUGGACCAGGCUUGUGUCCAGCAACAGCCAAGGAAGCUCUGGCAGGCAAUGCCUUUGAAAAGGAGUCUAAAAAUGCUGGAGACACAGCAGGAGAGGCACAUCCUGUUGAAACUGAAUCCCAUAAAACUGGAGAAGAGCAAGAGGAGAGGAGACAGCCCCCAAAGGAGCCAGAAGCCACAGAUGUCACCCCAUUGGGGCUUUCUGAAGUCAUCCCCCAAGAAGCAGUGGAGCUCGGGCAGGGAGAAGAUUCUGAACCCUUGCUAGAAAGAGCCCAACUCCCCCAGGAGUUAAAAGAUGAGGUGGAAGGCAAAGUUUUUCCUCUGGAAGAGGCUGCACCAGAGCUGGGGGAACGCCGGACACCCAGGAAGCAGCCUGGUGGCCAUGACAAAGCCAUCAGUCGUGUCCCCCUCCUUAAAGGUCGGAUGGACAGCAAAGACAAGGAAGGGACUGAAGCUGAUGAAAAGAAACCCAAGAAAUCCUCACCUUCCACUGCCAAACCCCCAGGCAUCGAUAGACCCUCCAUCCCCCCCCAACGACACUCCUCCUCUAGCACAGCACCCUCCAGCCCUGCUUCCACCUCUAAACGAGUUUCUUCUGGCACACCCCGACCUGCCAGUACAGGAACCCAAGAAAAAAAAGCCAAGGGCCAGGAGAUGAGAGGGGGGACGAAGGCAGCCACGGCGCGGGCUGCGGGCGGGCAGAGGAAUUCCACCAAUGCCACACGUAUCCCAGCAAAGACCCCCACAGCCCCCAAAACACCUCCCAGCUCUGGCAGAAAGGAGCAGAAAAAACCCCCUCCUGCAGCAGCAAAGUCGGAGAAAGGUGAGCAGCCCAAGUCUGGUGGUGACAGAAGUGGUUACAGCAGUCCUGGCUCCCCUGGGACCCCGGGCAGCCGUUCCCGCACUCCUUCUCUGCCCACCCCACCAGCCAGGGAGCCCAAGAAGGUUGCAGUGGUUCGUACACCACCCAAAUCUCCUGCCUCUGCCAAGACCAGGAUCCAACCCUCUGCUGCACCCAUGCCUGACCUGAAAAAUGUCAAGUCGAAAAUUGGCUCCACUGAAAACCUGAAACACCAGCCCGGAGGUGGAAAGGUGCAGAUAAUUAAUAAGAAGCUGGACUUUAGCAGCGUUCAAUCCAGGUGUGGCUCAAAGGAUAAUAUCAAACACAUCCCAGGAGGAGGCAGUGUGCAGAUAAUUAAUCAGAAGCUGGACUUUAGCAACGUUCAAUCCAGGUGUGGCUCAAAGGAUAAUAUCAAACACAUCCCAGGAGGAGGCAGUGUUCAAAUUGUUUACAAGCCAGUUGACCUGAGCCAUGUGACAUCCAAAUGUGGUUCCCUGGGCAACAUCCAUCACAAACCAGGUGGUGGUCAGGUGGAGGUGAAAUCUGAGAAACUGGACUUCAAAGAUAAGGUGCAGUCAAAAAUUGGGUCCUUAGAUAACAUCAGCCACGUCCCUGGAGGAGGAAAUAAAAAGAGAGAGAAAGGCAAGGAAGACAAGAACUGUCCCCAGGCUGCUCAGACCUCAAACCCAGACCCUGCUGGGCUCCAGUCCCUGGUUCUGGAGCCACCCACCCCCCCGGAGAGCCAGCUCCCAGCCUUGCACUUGGCUGGGGAGGGCACCAAUUGAGACCCACAAGCUGACUUUCCGUGAGAACGCCAAAGCCAAGACCGACCACGGCGCCGAAAUCGUCUACAAAUCCCCCACCAUCUCCGGAGACGCCUCCCCACGCCGCCUUAGCAACGUCUCCUCCUCUGGCAGCAUCAACAUGGUGGACUCCCCCCAGCUGGCCACGCUAGCCGACGAGGUGUCUGCUUCUCUGGCCAAGCAGGGCUUGUGAUGGGGGC